Drosophila eugracilis is the source of this 2173-nucleotide messenger RNA. RefSeq lists its product as uncharacterized. NCBI's taxonomy places the organism in Eukaryota, Metazoa, Arthropoda, Insecta, Diptera, Drosophilidae. The transcript has 2 exons. The record is from RefSeq and is a predicted model, not a curated record. The coding region runs from base 423 to 1100 and encodes 225 amino acids.
GGGUGUUUUCGUUAUAGAGUGUAAAGGAAAUAGGGGUCCUCCUUGGGCCUAGAAGUAAAGAUCAAGUGUCGCUCACUUGGCUUCCCUUUUAUUGUCUGAUGAUAAGUCGUGACUUUAACACACACAGAAAGACACACACAGACACACACACUCGUGGAAACUCACGGGUUUUCCUCUAUCACUAUUGAGUGGCGGCAAUUAGAGUCCUAUUCCCUCGAGCAUCACAAAUCCGUUUAACGUUUAUUGUUAAGAAAAACUAAAAAAAAAAGAGCAGUUAGAAAAUUAUUAAUCCUUAUCCCAACCCCUCUCCCUCUACUUACAGUUUUUAACCCUUUUUUGAUCACUGCUUUUAGCCAUAACCAAGUUGGUCAUAACUCAUCAUCGACAUUUGAGCGGAGAGCAGAGACUUGCCUUAGUGAUUGAUGAACUGCCAAAAUGCCAAACUGCCAGGCACAGUCACAGCUCAAAUAUGCAGAAUCCAAAACCCCAAAUCAGGGGAACCCUUGCUGAGAACGUCUCCAAGCCAAAACCAAACUAUUUGGCCAAAGACUUUUGUACUUUUGGAAAUUUCAAGUCCACAUAAACAAACCAAAAUCCCUGAACCCCUUACCAUUGGACAAACGAAACAAGUAAAGAUGCAAAAUUCAGCAGUCAUUAGCAGGAUGAAUGCGGGUCUGAGUCGCUGUUUGAGCCAUCACCGGAAACUGUGCCGCGGCAUUGCCGAACUGGAUUGCCUUAUUUACAACGAUGAGUUCCUUAAGGAUCCCAGGACGCAAUGGUUACUCCAUCAACGAAGGCAAAGGGCAGAGGAGAAGGCCAAAGAAGAGGCCAAGGUCAGCUCCUUGGGGCGUAUGGGUAGUGAGAUGGGCCGCCUUCUGGGUCAAUCGCCGGUGGGAAAGAGUAAUCUCACCGUGAAUCGUGCGUUUUGUCAACUUCUACAAUCUACUCCUUCUGGCCUUCAUCCUACCAAGUUAAGAAACCUCACAGGACCUCUGCCCGCUCGCACACCCGAGCCAUCACCCGAAAGACGUCCCAGUUUCAAGUUUAGUGUUAGCCCGCCUAGUCCCGACAGGAAGUCAACCUCCAGAAGUAGUUUCUAGUUUCUAUAAGUUAGUCCUAAGAGAUUUCUUAAGAGAUCUUCUAGAGAUCUUCUAGAGAUCUUCCUCCAAAUCUAUCACGGAUCUAUCAAAUAUCAUAUAGAUCUCUGACAGAUUGGCGGCAUUUCUCUAUAGAAUCUCUUUGAAAAUCUUUAAGCUGUGAUCUCCCAAGGCGAGACUCGAAGUUAAAUCCCACACAUCAUGGGAUGCAAACUGCUGUAUAGGAAUGUGGCUGGCUGUAGCAGAAGGUGGAGUAGAAGAAAGAAGAGAAGGUGGAGAAGGAGGAAGGUGUUGGUGCAGAUCUGUACCAGCAACAGCUUCAACCUCCGUUCGGUAUCCGUGCUGCUCUCGUUAUUGUUAUGAAUAAGUUAAUAACAUGGCGGAAGGCUUCUUUUGUCGUGGCCCAAACAAGCAACAACCUGGCAGGCAGCGCUUAUUAAAUGAUUGAAGCCUUUGGUGGUGGGGCAAUGAUGGUGGGACUGAGACUGAGACUGAGACUGAGACAGAGACUGAGACUUGGACUGGGACAUGGACUUGGCCAGAGAGUUGGACUCAAGCUGGGGGCCCCCAUAAAAAAGGUGGAAACCUGGUUCUCUGUUUUUGUUGUUGUUGUUGUUUUUUGCCUGCCUGGUCUUUUGUGGUUUUUUCCCUUUUUUUUGCCGUCCACCAGCGACCACCAUCAAUAACAGAGCCCGGCGACGGGCCCGGGCCAUAUUUAUGAUUUGUUAAGCAACGCCGAACGUGCGAAAGGAUAAUCACAAGCGCCUGCUGGCACGCCCCCCUUGCCUUCUGCCUCCUUCCUCUUUUUGUGUUUUUUUUUCCUUUUUUUUUUUUUUCUUCCAAGGGGUCGUCUUUUUUUUUUUUCGUCGUGUGUGAGGCAUUUCCAAAAUUGAGUCAAUGACUUUUAUUUUUACGACUCGCCCUGGAGAGUGGAGAGUGGAGAGUAGUCAGUCAGUCAGUCAGUCAGUCAGUCAUCUCCAUGCUGGACCUGACAGAACCUUUUGGCCUAAAACUAACCCCAUUCCCUGGCUUUUAUGGCACUGCGAAUUGAGCUAUUAGAAUGAGGAGAGUGACCC